AUGGCCUCAAUGAAGCGCGUACUCAUAACGGGAGCCAGCCGCGGCAUUGGCCUCGAGCUCGCCAGGCACUACAAGGCCAAAGGAUGGCUCGUAAUCGCGGCUGUACGCAACCCCGCGACAGCAAUCGAGCUGCAUGAGCUGGGUCUCGAGCGCAUUGUCGCCAUGGAUGUCAUCGACGAAUUGUCUAUUGACGCAGCGGCAUCAACGAUUGGCCCCGACACGCCGAUCGACCUCCUUCUCAACAACGCUGGUAUUCUCCUCGUCAACACGGUCGGGCCGUUUCUCGUCACGAAGGCAUUCUUGCCCAACUUGAACGCUGCCGUGAAGACGCAGGGACUCGCAAUUGCCGCCUAUAUCACGUCCAAAAUGGGAAGUAUCGAAUGCAACGUCGCCGGUAGCUGCUACGGGUACCGAGCGUCGAAGACGGGCCUCAAUAGCCUCAUCAAGUCCCUCGCGAUCGAGCUCGGGCCCAAGGGUAUCUCAACGUUGCUGCUCCAUCCCGGUUAUGUCCAAACCGACAUGAAUGACAUGCGGGGCGAGCUCACAGUAGCCGAGAGCAUUGCCGGCAUGGCGGCCGUUCUCGAUACUGUAAAACCUGGUGACAAUGCCAAGUACUACGACAUCGAUGGAAGUAUUUUGCCGUGGUAA
Molecule: messenger RNA, 648 nt
Organism: Saprolegnia parasitica CBS 223.65
Lineage: Eukaryota; Oomycota; Saprolegniomycetes; Saprolegniales; Saprolegniaceae
Exons: 3
Coding region: 1-648 (215 amino acids)
Molecular function (GO): oxidoreductase activity, acting on the CH-OH group of donors, NAD or NADP as acceptor
Source: RefSeq, a predicted model, not a curated record